GGCAAAAGGAAACCAGAAUUGUCAGAACACAAAGUGAUGAACAAGAAUACAAAACUUCAAACAAGAGCAUCUAGUAAAACAAAAACACCAAACCACAAACAAAGUCCAAAAUCUCACAUCCUGACAAAUAAAUGCUGUUGUCAUGAUAACCUUGUGGACUGAGCUUUAAAUAUGAAAAACAUUCACAUUGAAGAACAAAGAACGAGAUAUUCGACUGUUUGGUAAAUGUCUUAAAAUCUUUGUUUGUCCUUCAGUUGUGGAGUACAUUUUAAUUUAUGGCAGUUACAAUUAUGUGUGUCCUUGCAAACCAGGGCAAGCGUUUUGCAUGCACUUCUGCGUGACAGUAAAUUAUUUAACUUGCAGUUAAAUUAUUUACAAUUAUUGACACCACUGGUAAAUAUGUGUAAAAACUGUAAAAUACAAUGUAUACUUGAUCUUAGUAGUAUAAUCUCACAUUGACGAAUUAAACAAAAAUUAAGUCUUUGAUGUAAGUACAUUUAAUUAGCUGAACUUGGUCAGCAUGUCUAAAACCUAAGGAUUAGUAGUCCAUAACUUUCUGUUUUCCUACAGUGUCAGUUUGUAACACAGAGGCCUUCUCUGCAUAAUGUAAAAGACAGGAGCACAUGCCAUUCAAGUAAGACAGAUACGUCUGAUUUUCAUAAGUCAGGAAAUGAUUGAGCAAUAGCAAAAAUAAAAGAGAAAUCACUGAAACAAAGCUGAACCUAGACCCGAGUUUAUUUUGUCACCACACACGGUGAAGACAAUGGUAAAGGAAAUAAACACAUCUCUAAAGCUCACCGCAGGAGCACAGCAACAAAGAGUGGUGUCUUGGGGUCACCAGGUCCCCAUAGCAGCCAUUAAACACCCUCUAAAGCCAACCAGUUGUUUGUAGGCAUGCCCAGAAAAAGUUAUUUUUGUCCUACUAUCACAAACAUUAAAAUGUAUAUAAUGUGCUAAAGGCUAGAAGUACUUUAACAGGUCUUGAGUGCUGAAGCUAAGAGUGAGUGUUUUUUUUUCAAGACAGUAAGAUAGUUUAUAAAGGGGCACAUCCUCACUCUUAGUGUGGUAGCGGAGGAUCUGUGGCAAUACGCUCAUAAGGAAUAUGCCUGCAAACCAAGUCUUAUUGUUUUAUUUAAGUCUUAUUUAUUGGCAAAUGAGACUAUAGUUGUAAGAUAGCAAUAAAUCCCAUUUAUAUCUGAUUUGUCUUAAAAGAAAAUACACAAAGUCGUCAAAGUUAUAGUAAUGAAAGAUACAUUUUUUAAGACUUUUGAAAACCUUAACCAGAGUUGCCAAUAAAAUGCGGAGAGGUUGCUGUGGGUGCUGUCAAGAAAGUUGACAUUCCCUCAAAACUAAAUUCUAACCAUAGAAGUAAAGGAGCAGAAAACUUUGCAUUCCAGUCCUAAUCCACCUUGCAUCAUAGCAACAGAUAAGAUCAAAUGUGAUCUUGACUUUCUAAGGCUGCUAAUGCCUAUGUGUGUUAAGAAAUAUUAUCAGCAUGAGGAUACCGCUGAGCCUUGAUAAAUCAUUCUGUUUCAAGUGAAAGGCAAACCUGCAUUAAGCUACACAGCAGAAAUUAGAUGACAAAAUAGUAUGCAGUUUUCUCAAAAACAAGAGGUUAGUUAUUUUUGGGUGUCUAAAGAAAUUAUAAGGGUGUAACGCAGUAAAACAAAUAAAAGUAAACCAAAUGUCCAGUUCUAUAAAUAUCUAAUUAAUUUUAAAGAACACAAUGAUAAAUUGGUGACAUUUCAAUCUCACCGUAAAAACUUUAAAAAAGGGUUCACCAGAUGUGCCGCAGUAAAGUGUAGACAUCACCCUGUGUCUUAUAGCCCGUGCUGUUUCUAUAGCUGCAUAUCACAGAUGUGUUUGGUCUGUUUAGGAUGAUGAAACUUUUCAGCGAAAGCUUUCAGAUAGAUACAAAUAGAUGACUCAAAUUACUGUGGUCCGAAAAGAUAAAGUCCUACAUCCCGACAUUUGCAGGUAUUUAUUCCACGUUUCUUUAAAAAAAAAAAGGGCGCACUGAGAUUUAUGAUCUUAUGCGUGACGUCAGAAGGUUGAUUAAAUAUUUAUACUAGGAAGUGAAAGUUUCUAUAACUUCGCAACCUAAGAAUGAGAGAAAGAAGAGGAUGAGCUCUGAAAUCCCUCAAGAGGCGAGCAGAAAGAUUGCGCUGGUGAGAGUUUCUGGCGCACUGGGACGCAGUCGACCUUGUUUCCUUAACCCGCACAGCACAGUGUGGAUUAAAUUAAACAUUAAAUAUCCUCUCUCAUAGACUAUGCGUUUGAAAACAGAUGGGUUGCCUCAAGUUUUUGUAAGGAAGCUCAUUUCGAUGAGAACUGACCCCAUUUUCUCAGCGGAUCCAAGUUUUCUGUCAGUUCAUCAGCCAGUAGGACUUAUGCGCAGCUGGUGCCACGGAAAAAACACCCCUGUCCACAUGGGCUGCUCUGUCUCACUUUAGAAUCUGUACUAUUCUCAGCAGGCUCUCACCGCAGAUCGACAGGAAAGGAAAACUCCGAUGGAAAAUCAUGCAGCACUUUGAACCCAUGGAGACAUGGCACAAAGGCUCCUCACAUCUGUAACUAGAGUCACCGCUCGAUUCGCCUUCAUAUUCACUUUGUCCCUGUCCUGUGCGUACUUAUGCUAUAAUAUUGUUUUUUAUCGCGGCACAGUCAUGACAAACCAGGCUUACGACGGAAAACGCUGCCCGCCGAACAAAAAUGCAGGAGGAAAGAAACUUCUUGAGAAACUGGAGAAUUGUGCCUCGCUGGAUGUCAGGUCUGCUGCUCAGCGAGUAUCAUGGGAUCCCCGAGACCAGAGCAAAGCUCCAGCCUCGCCUGGUGCUCACGAGACUGAUGCGAAUUUAAAAAACAUGAGUGUUGCGCAGAAAUAUGGAAACAAGAAGCUGCCCAAUGCGUUAAUAGUCGGCGUAAAGAAAGGGGGGACCAGGGCGGUGCUGGAGUUCAUCCGGAUACAUCCAGAUGUGCGCGCACUCGGAACAGAGCCACACUUCUUUGACAGAAACUAUGACAGAGGGCUGGACUGGUACAGGGGAUUAAUGCCACGCACACUCGACAGCCAGAUAACAUUAGAGAAGACUCCCAGCUAUUUUGUGACCAGAGAGGCACCCCAUCGCAUCUCCAGCAUGUCUCAUGAUACCAAGUUGAUUGUGGUGGUACGAAACCCUGUCACCAGAGCCAUCUCUGACUAUACUCAGACUCUUUCUAAGAAGCCCGACAUCCCCACAUUCGAAGAGCUGGCCUUUAGAAACAGAAGCUUGGGUCUUGUGGAUACAUCUUGGAAUGCCAUUCGGAUUGGGAUGUAUAUCCUUCACUUGGAAAACUGGCUGCAGUAUUUUCGCCUGUCACAGAUGCAUUUUGUGAGCGGUGAGCGGCUGAUUACAGAUCCAGCAGGGGAAAUGGGCCGUGUCCAGGACUUUCUAGGGCUCAAACGGAUAAUCACAGACAAGCACUUCUACUUCAAUCGAACCAAAGGUUUUCCCUGUUUAAAGAAGCCAGAGAGCAGCAGUCAGCCGCGAUGCCUUGGGAAAUCCAAGGGCAGAACUCAUGUACAGAUUGAGCAGGAGGUCAUAGAGCAGCUGCAGGAGUUUUAUAGACCUUUUAACAUCAAAUUCUAUGAAACUGUGGGACAAGACUUUAGGUGGGAUUCAAUGUAAUGUUAAAAAAUAAGAACUGUUUAUAAAAUGUCUACCUCUGGAAACAAGUUAAUUGAGGAUACAUUUAAAAAAUAUUUAAUUGAGUGGUAUGCAGAGUUAAUACUAAUAGAAAAUCAACAAUAUUCAGAAUAUAAUUCUAUAAAUAUGGGUUUUUCCUGUGGGUCCUUCUGGGGAGAUGUGUAAUUUAUUUACUGAUUCAAAAGAUAUAUACCAAAAACAGUUUUUCUUCCCAUCAACACACCAAUUUAAUAAUCAGCCACCUAUUUUAAUGCAUCAACCUAUUUAAUAAAUAACCAUCUUUGCUGUCAUUUACAGUCACCACUAGCCAUACAGUCAUGACACAACUUAAAUAUUUAUUAUCCAAAUUGCUUAUUUAUUCAUUAUUUCCUCUGAAAAUGAUCUGCUCUCUUUACUAUUAAAAUGAGCACUCCACAUGAAGUCGCCCUCAAAAUGUCAGACAAAUAAUAAAAACAGCCUUUCAGUUUCUCUGCUGCUAUACCUGUUUUCAUUGUGACAUAAACUGUGGAAAACAGAACUGAAAAUACUGUGAGAAUAACAAAAUAACAGGUUUAAUGAAAUAUAUGCUUUAACUUUGAUAUAUGUUUACUUUUUGGUAGACUUAAGCUUAUUCUUUGUUUGUAUUCUUAUUGUGAUCAUCAGAAUAAAAGUCCUAAACACAAAAAAGA
This is a messenger RNA of Girardinichthys multiradiatus, 4354 nucleotides long. RefSeq names its product heparan sulfate glucosamine 3-O-sulfotransferase 2-like. The transcript has 2 exons. NCBI's taxonomy places the organism in Eukaryota, Metazoa, Chordata, Actinopteri, Cyprinodontiformes, Goodeidae. The coding region runs from base 2547 to 3668 and encodes 373 amino acids. The record is from RefSeq and is a predicted model, not a curated record. Gene Ontology annotation, molecular function: [heparan sulfate]-glucosamine 3-sulfotransferase activity.